AGGAGACGCGCUGCUAUGAGGAGCGCAGUGGCCGUUGGAGUAGGCGUGACCGCAGAGUCUCCCGCGCUCUACUCCCCGCCCCAUAGUCCUUUGUGUUGCCGCGAGACUACGCGCGCUUCCUCCCCCCAGAAUGAGGCUGAGGCCAGUCUCCGCCCGCCGACCGUGACGUCACGAACCAGGCCCGGGAGACCUGGGGAGGAGCUGAGCGGCGUGCGGCGGCGGACACGACGAGAGAAGCAGCGUGGAGCGGAAAGCCGGGAGAAGCGCAGCAACAUGCAAGCAGUAUCUGCAAAGUGGUACGAUAGGAGGGAUUAUGUCUUUAUUGAAUUCUGUGUUGAGGACAGCAAAGAAGUGAAAGUAGUCUUUGAAAAAGAUAAACUAACAUUCAGUUGUCUGGGAGGAUCCGAUAACAUUAAAUACUUAAAUCAAGUCGAACUGUAUCAGUCUAUUGAGCCCAAUGAGUCUAAACAUAAAAGAACAGACAGAUCUGUCUUGAGUUGUUUACGAAAAGCAGAAUCUGGCCAGUCUUGGCCGAGACUGACAAAAGAGAAAGCAAAGCUCAAUUGGCUUAGUGUGGACUUCAACAACUGGAAAGAUUGGGAAGAUGACUCCGAUGAGGACUUGUCCAAUUUUGAUCGCUUUUCAGAGAUGAUGAACAAUAUGGGAGGAGAUGAAGAUGUAGACUUACCAGAAGUAGACGGUGCAGAUGAUGAUUCACCAGACAGUGAUGAUGAAAAAAUGCCUGACCUGGAAUAAGAAGAUACAUGAUCAUAAAAUGUGGGAGGAGGGUGGGAGAAUGGGUGGAAAGAAUAUUUCAACACACUCUGCAACAGUUGCCGAUACCCAAGUUGUAAAUACAGAGUACUUCCAGUCAGCCUUGUUCGUGUAUCACCGAAUGGCGCUUACCAGGGGUUUAGAAGUUACAAUUGUACGGGACAUCCCUGAAUGCUUAAUAUGGAGCUGCUAAUUUAAAUUAUCAUAACACAUUAGAGUAUAUUGUGUAUCCCUUAUCUUGUUAUGUGGUUAUAGUAAGUUUUCAUUUACUCUUGAUUUAUAUGGGGGCAUAUGUUCUCCAAAAUGAAACGCUGAAUAGAGAACUACAAAGAAAACCACUACAACAUGACUUAAUAAUUAGUCUCCUAAGUACAUUGUGUAUCCAGUAUAUGAGCUCUGUCAAGGGAGUGUUUUCUGUAAUUCUUGCAUUGUCACUGACAGAGUAGCCGUACAAACCAAAAUGAACUCUACAUAUAAUCGACAUUUGAUAUUCAUAAGGGAAUUACUGUUCAUUUUAACAUAGACAUCAGAAGUGCUCCCAGUACUGUUUACACAUGUUCUUAUUUCAAACAGUAGACUUUAAGCCAGGAAUGAGCUUUGGUAGUUGUACCUCUAGAACAAUGACUUAGGGUUUCUGGAUACUAAGUAAGGUGUAUCCCAUUUGUAACCAUGAGUCCUGUACAACUGCUCUGACCCUUAGCAUUUCCACCUUGGAAGAGUGUAGACAGCUGUACAUUGUUUCUCUCAUCAGUCUGUACAUUUAGACCAAAUUGUAUUUGCACUGUCACAGUAUAUAUUAAAAAGGAAAGAGUAACAAUGUUAAUACACUAUACUGUUUUGUUUGUUUUAUUUCUUUAAUUGGGUGAAAAGCCUAAGUUGUAUUGGAAUUGAUGGGGAUUUUUUUAAUUGUCUGCAUUAUUUCUAAUAAACUAUUAAGAGACUUA
Hyla sarda is the source of this 1718-nucleotide messenger RNA. It is a transcript of the gene PTGES3, whose product is annotated as prostaglandin E synthase 3. NCBI's taxonomy places the organism in Eukaryota, Metazoa, Chordata, Amphibia, Anura, Hylidae. The record is from RefSeq and is a predicted model, not a curated record. Gene Ontology annotation, molecular function: protein-folding chaperone binding; prostaglandin-E synthase activity; Hsp90 protein binding. Gene Ontology annotation, biological process: chaperone-mediated protein complex assembly; telomerase holoenzyme complex assembly; prostaglandin biosynthetic process. The transcript is spliced from 8 exons. Gene Ontology annotation, cellular component: cytosol; nucleus. Bases 16 to 756 code for a protein of 246 amino acids.